Molecule: messenger RNA, 297 nt
Organism: Alternaria viburni
Lineage: Eukaryota; Fungi; Ascomycota; Dothideomycetes; Pleosporales; Pleosporaceae
Exons: 3
Coding region: 1-297 (98 amino acids)
Source: RefSeq, a predicted model, not a curated record
AUGGCAGAUCAGAACGAUGUUCCCGAGAGCGAGCAGAGCAAGUCGGCGGCGAUCACUAAUCUCGAUCCCAAUAGGCGCAAGGCAGGCUUCAAGGAAGACGACAAGGUCAACAUGAGGGUGAGCAAACGUGUGAUGAUCGACGGAACAGAGGUGACGCGUAUCGAAUUCGAUGCAUUCACCGUUUCUGAGCGUCGUUAUCACCAGAGUCGAUGGCAGUACAAGUUGAAGGACAGGAAAGGCCUGCUGUACAGUGAAGGUGAAAACUGGUUUUCGGAGAACAAGCUCAAGCCGACAUGA